Messenger RNA from Cryptomeria japonica (Japanese cedar), 414 nucleotides. RefSeq lists its product as uncharacterized. The record is from RefSeq and is a predicted model, not a curated record. NCBI's taxonomy places the organism in Eukaryota, Viridiplantae, Streptophyta, Pinopsida, Cupressales, Cupressaceae. Bases 1 to 414 code for a protein of 137 amino acids. The transcript has a single exon.
AUGAAGUAUGCCUGGAGAACCAGGUCAAGUUCAAGAAAGAAUAUGUCCACUAAAAUAGAUGAGACUGUUGGACCUGAAAAAACCAUAGGAGAGCUUUUGAAACAAGUCAAGGUACAAAUGAGAAAGGUUGAAUUAUUGAAAAACGACACAAAUUUUGGAAUAAGGGAAGGGCUAGGAGUUGUGCCACUAGAAGAAGUACAUCCUGCUAGGGUUGCUAUUGGGAAGGUACCAGGAGAAGGCACUAAGGAUAAAUAUGAGAAAGGAAAAGAUGAUGGAGGUACAUCUACAUCUACUCAUUCUCCUCCUGAUACAACAACGACAUCUACUCAACCUCCACCCACUGCAACAACACAGGCUCCAAUUUUGACAUCAUCAACCACUGCAAUCCCUGUGACAUCGCCUAUGUCUCACUAG